Molecule: messenger RNA, 16069 nt
Organism: Porites lobata
Lineage: Eukaryota; Metazoa; Cnidaria; Anthozoa; Scleractinia; Poritidae
Source: the annotation of a GenBank genome assembly
GAAAUUUCCACCAUUGGAAGAUGCUGUGUGGGAUGAGCAAGAAGCUGUUGUGACAAGUUCAUGCUCUAUCCAGAAUUGCUCACAUAGCGAAAAUUUGUGUUUGAGAAGGCGGUCGUUAUUACUGAAGUCGUCCUUGCACGCAGAUGAGUAGACUUUCCCCAAACUUAGACAAACUCAAAGCGCUUCAUCACCUAAAACGUGACGCAGGUCUGGCACAACUGAUAUCUAUCGUUGCUAAUGACACUGACUUAGAUCUCGCCCUACCUGUCCAGGUUAAUAACUGUCUUAAAAGUGGCUUCAUCCCUUCAGAGUCUAGGUCACUGCAGCAAAAAGCCGAAGAGUUUUGUCGGAAAACACGCGUUAUCGCGAAUAAAUGUAAAGUGUUUGUGGGCAACGUGAGCUAUAGAGUGAAGUCAAGAGAAUUAAAGGAAUUUUUCGGCUAUUUUGGAAAAGUCAUACAUGCUGAAAUCAUUACAAAUCGCAUGAAUAAACGAUCUAGAGGGUAAGUAUGCCACAUAAUUCGAGGUACACAUUUUCUGCAUUUAAUUAAACAUGACAUGUUAUUGCCUGGGAAACUCCCCACCUACCCCUCCCCUAAUUAAUCCAGCAUUAACAAUAACUUCGUGAUGUCGUGACAUAGCCCCUUUAAGGCAAAAUUCUGGGUUAGGGGAAGGGUAGGUGGACAGUUUCCCAGAAUCUCAGACUGAUCUGCUGGUAGAAUUUGCCAGUGCACUUUUUCAUCUAAGCUACUGUUAAUAAUUACCUUGAUUAAAAAGUAAUUAUUUAUUUUUGAUGACGAUAUAUUAUAUUUUACUUAAUCAAUUAGUCCGGAAGUGGAGGCAGAUGCCUGUGCUUGGAGGGCUGGGCCAGUGGAGCCAAGAACUGCUACCCAGUUCAGCAUGGAGAAAUGACAGCACUGGGAGUAGCAUCCACCCAGGCACAGCCAUCACAGUGUUUACUAGCCUCCCACGCAGACAUUCUUAGGGCUUCGUCACACGUCUGCGUGGAAGGCUAAGUGUUUACCAUUAUAACCCUAGUAUACCUACCAUAUACUCAGCAAAAGGAGGGCUUGGUGGAGAGCAGAACACUCCACAAGUAUGAUCAGCAUAAAGUAAUGUAAACAUAAUGGCCUGUCCUCAGACAGAAAAGUUGUAAAUUCCGAAACGACCCUGUGAAGCUAUUUUAGCACCCCCAAAAGUAUAAGAAAAAGUGAGCAAAUAAAGUCUUGAGUUUAUCUUAGCAUAAAUUUCAAUAAGCUGCCUAGUGACACAAUAAUAAGCCAAUUAUAUAUGUUUUCUUUUGUAGCUUUGGAUUUGUGACCUUUAGCAAUGAAUGGGAAGCAAACAAAGCAAAGAACUCUUCGGAUGAAGAAAGAACUCUGGAAGGAAGGUUAAAACACAAACUAUGUCAAAUCAUCAUCGAUUGUCUUAUUGAUAGUAGGUCAUUACCUCAAGAGUAAUUUUAACAAAGCUUCUCAAAAGCCUACCACAUCAGUAACGAUCCACUGACGAUCAGAAAGUCAUUUCAUUUUCUGAAAGAUUUUUUUAAGAGUAGUUACUAGAACUCAAGUUGAAUACCUCAAUGAUUAUUACACAAUUUUUGGUGGUCUUUGUGGGUAUUCUUUAAUGAACAUACAAUGCACUUUGAAAUAGCCUCACUCACUAUGGGAAAGCACAACAACAACAAAAUGAGUCAGAAAUUACAUUGAUCACAUCAAUCACUUAGGGAAAAUAAACUAACAUAUGAGUAGAAUAAGAGAAUCUGUUUUUGCUUCUCAUCAUUUUUUCUGUGAGGUUUUGCUUCAAAUUCUCCGGUAAGUUUUUACCUUUCACUCAACGACCAACAUCUUCCAGAUGAAAAUUUAAUCUGGAAUAUCAAAGGUAAAUGGAUAUGUUACCAUCUACGUGAUUUAUUUCUAUCAAUUUAUUUACUCAUUAAUAAGUAACAACUGACAUAAAUAUGCAUUUUGUAGUUUUACAAGUGUAGUCCCUCUCACAUUAUAUUAUUAAUUUGUGGAUUUUUUAUUCUCUUUAAAUUAGAAUCAUGAAAGUUUGCUCUCCUGAAAGGAAGAAAAAAGGUUUGUCAGUUUCUGUAAUAAAAUUAUUGAUUUAAAAUGGCUAUCUGUAACUACCAUUGUAGAUAAUUAUUUUGUGCCCCAGAUGAUUUUUACCAGCAGAUAAUUUAUCCAUACUGACCAUGACAACAGUUUAACUCUUUGGUAUCAAUAAUAACUGUGCUCUUCUGUUGCGCAGGAUCAAAGGGAUUUGCUCAAGAGCCCACUUUAAAGGUUAGCUAGUGAAGUAAAUGAAUUUGGCUUUUCAUUGGCACUUUGCUAGUUUACUAGUUUAAAGGUAGCUCCUAAAAUAAUGGUCCGCAAUAGAUUUUUCGGGAUCCAGGAUUUAGCUUUUUCAAAUUGGAAGGUAGGUAUUUGGGACCAAAUGGGGAAUAGUAUUCUAGAAUAUCAUAGCUAUAAAAUUAAUGGAAGACAUGACUGUAGUGAUUUUAGUAAGUGGUAUUUAACAAAAUUUUGUUAGAACUGAAUAUUUAAAAAGAUCAGUAAGAAGCAUGAGUUCCAUUUUCUUAUGUAUUUUCUUAAAUGUCAGAGAUAAAAAUUAGAUUUCGACCUGACACAAGUUACCGGUAAUCACACAUUUUCCUCAACAUGGCUUUCGUUACUCUAUCACUUUUCUGUUCUUCCUGUCUGCUACAUGCGAUUGGGUAUCUGGAGAUAAGGAAAUGUGGACACUUUGCGAAACAUUUUUGGGAGUAGCAUCACCUGAUAGAAAACUUGAGGAUUGCAGGAUUGUGGGAACAGUGGUGAGAGGGUAAAAAUUUAGUACAGAAACACGCAGAAAUGGAAAGUGAAUCCAAAGGAAGAAGCCUGAACAUAUUUCAGUUAACUUAAACUAAAAAAUAACUCUGAGCUCUAAAAACAAAAUCUCUAUAAUAUUUGUGUGAGAUUCAAAUGCUAUUUUACAUGGCUGAAAGGUUUAAAAAAUUAAUAAAGCCAAAUGUUUUCAACUACUAAUUAAUACUGGUACCCAGAAUGCUCCGUUACAGCUGCCACAACACGGUUUUUAGGGAAAGGUAUUCUAACUGACUAAAUUGUUUAGGGGUGUCACAUUUAAACAAAACAAACUUUCUUUAGCAGGGAGUACGAAAAGUCUAAAGAAAAAUUCAGUGGAGCUCCUUUUUGCUUACUCUCUUGACACUUUUAUGCUAUAGGAAGCUCUUGAAUUUUUCACUGAAAAUGGUGGCAGUAACCAGGAACUGGGAGAUGUUACAAUGGAAGAUGAUGCUAUCAAGCAGAAUCUUAAUGACCCUAAAUCUGUGUAUGUAUAUUAAGCAAAAAAACCAAAACAAUUCUUGGUUCUUUUUCUUCGUCCAUCUGUUUAAACAAUUACCCACUUUUUAAGUUAGUAUUAGCUCAGUAUUUUGAAUUCUUAAGAUCUAGCUAAACAAAACCUUUUCCUACAUACACCACUGAUUAAUUUCCAAUAAAUUAAUGAUACCCUAUUCUAGACCAAGACCCUUUGAUGUCUAUACUUAAUCCUAGAGUAGACUCCUUCAAAGUGGCACAUACCCAUAUAGACCAUAUUAACCACCCUCCUCCCCCAACCCUGCUAUAUUUUAUUACCAGAAUUGCCACCUUAGUAGAAAAGGAAAUUUUCUUUUUUGACUAGUAAUACAGUGAGCUCUGUACCAAUAUUAAUAACAAAAAGUAUUCAUUUUAAUUUUAUUACAGGUCACCCAUUUUAAAGCUAAAUGAAUACACCAUGCUCCAUAUUUUCUGUUAUUUGAGUCCAAAGGAUAGGAUCAGAGUUGAAAGAGGUAGGUAAAACAACAGUGUGUCUGUGUACUCUGCUAACCCUCAAAGCCCUAAUAUCAACAGGUUCUCCUGUACUGUCCAUAUAUUCUCUAUAUUAGUUUCCCUUUUUUUCCAGUUUUGUCAUGUCCUCUAUGUUUGAUUGAGCAGUGAUCUUAUAAGGAAAAAUUAGAUGCAGAUUAGUGGUAGAUUGAAGGAUUAAAAUGUAAACCCACCUUUACAGUUACUGUAAGUAACAAUUUUAUCAUUACUUCAACAAAGUUUGACCAUGGUUUAAGCUGAUCUCUUGACUUCCAAAGGUGUUUAUCGCAUUGUUUUAAGUAGGUUAAUAACAUCUAUUGCAGGCGAAAUGGAAGUCAGCUGCCUUGAUAACACCUGAGUCUGGCACUCCAACCAUAGCCUCUCCUCGAUGGAGCCACCCACUCUGUGUCUAUUACCCAGCCACCAAAUCCCUCACCUCUCCAUCCCCCCUCCCCACUUUCACAUACAGACACACACAUACACACACACGCAUCACCACCAUUUAAGAGCCCUAUUGGUCAGUCACACUGAUAACUAUUAAUAUUUGAUUUCACUUUAAAAACCUUUCGAGCAAACAGAAGUCAUUUGAAAGAAGGUUAGGAAUAGGGCUGGUCUGAUAGGUUUCACCAACGCUAUUUUCUUUGAAAAUUGAUUCAAGUCAUUCAAGCACUUUCAAACCCUAGAGGCUAGGCCCUCAGAAUUUCUUGGUUUUGUUUAACUAAUUUGUUUGUAAUUUAGUGUGCAGACAGUGGAGACUGCUGGCUAUUAAGUCAUGGCACCACAUCACCCGUCUUGACUUCAAAGGAGCAUUUACUGCAUUUAAAGGAGCUGGAGGUAAAUGUGGUUGCUAGAGUACAUUUUUGAAGGUUGGGAAAACAGGUUGCUAUCGCUAGAGCCAGAACCCGGAGGAGAGAAGGGGGAAAUCUUCCUUUGCCAAUUUUUCAUGGACACCACCACCAUCAUAGUCUUAACAAAGCCUCUCAUUGGGCUGGGCUAAGAUGAUGUUCAGCGCGUUCUGGACUUCCAGCUGUGUACCCAGAUUUGAGUACUGGAUGAAAAAGACCUUUGUUUUGUUUGUCGCAAGACUGAUAAUAGCCUCUAGUUGUAGUAUCCACCAGCCUCAGGCUAUCAGACAAUGCUUUUUAUAUUUCUCUGUUCCAUACUUUUUUCCAUGUCCACCACAUUGCAUACACGAAAGGAGGAUGCCAACACUUGCCAGUGUGUUUUUGUAUUGGAAGUUGUCUUCCCUGCAUUGCUGGGACAUGAAUUAUUAAUUAUGCAGCAUUGCCAGGACAUAAUGGAUAACAUCCUCCUCGAUCUGCAUAAUUAAUGCCAAACGGCUACUUCGUUUUAUAUCAACUUUUUCCUUGGUUUUUGCAAAAUGUAACUUGCUUUGUUUCAGACUUAUUGUUAUACAUUACCUUUUAUUAUCACCCCCAGAAGCAAAAACAAAUCUAUACCCAGUACCUAACAACAGGUUGGCAUUUGUCUCUUUCAAUUCAGGUCUAACUGAUGAAAUUCUGUGGUCAAUUUUAAGACGUGGGUGCCAGAACCUAAAAUCUCUGGAUUUACCUCUUUCACCACACUUCUUAACUGAGUUUGCAAUUCUUUGUAUUGGUAAGAGUCACAUAAAUGUUCCUUUAAUGUUAGGCUCACUGUAAAAUGGGCUAUCAAAAGUGAUGUGUUGCCGAAAAUGUCAAGCGAGUCUCUUGGCAUUAUCUUCUUACAGUCAUUAUAAUUAUAAUCUUGAGUUUCGUAGAAAUUGAUAAUUUGAUAAGCAUGUAUAUAGCUAAAUGUGCGCCUGACUGAGUAGUUUACAAACAGUGGCUCGCUGCUUCCAGACUAUCCUUUUCCUUGAUACAUUAGACUCAGCUUUGAGACGGUCUGAGUUGCAGUGCCACUUGUGGAGUGUGUGCUUGUGUGUUACCAAGUAUUCAAAUAGUGGUCAUUCUUAGAAAGGACCAAAAGUAUUUGAAACUGGGGAACAUCUUACUUUGGCCACUGUUAGGUGUGGUAGGGUUAAAUUGACUCCAUUGUUUCUAGAGAUAGUGUACCCAUUGUAUUUCAGUACUAACAGAGCAUUUACACAAAACAAGUGAAAGGAUUAAAGAAAAAAAUUCCAAUGACCUUUGGUGGUCAGUUUUGAGUAACCUGACAAGCCUGUGUCUUUUUCCUUGCCAACAGCAAAGAAAUGUAAAACACUAAAGGAACUGAAUAUCAGUGGAGUUGAUGUGGGUACAUCAUCAAUAAAAGCUUUGUCCAUAAGCUGUACACAGUUAGAGGUAUAACAUCAACAACAUCAAUGGGCCCUGUGCUGCUUGAAGUCAUGUUAACUAAUUCCUGGUAGAAAAAAUUAUGUGAUGCAAGUUACAGAAUGCCAGAGAUUGAUGGAGUAUUAGAAAAUUAGGUAGAAGAGCAAUUUUGAGGCUAAUAAUGCAUAAAAUGUUAAGACUAAGAGUGUAUGGGUGUCGCAAUCUCUGGAAAAUUAUAUGGCUUUCUAUGGGAAAAAUUGCUGGACUGCAAGGCAUGUGUUUCAGCAACUUUUCCAUGAAUGCGCUUAUAAUAAUUAUAAUAAUUAUUCUUCAGUUUCUGAUAAGCCUAAAUCCCCCCUGCUAAUUCUUCGUAACUAGCUAGCACCAAAUUUGGAAGACAUUUGCCAAUUUGGAUACAGUUGAUGCAAGUUGUACCGAUAAUCACCAGAAAAGGACAGCAGAUGUUGUUGUAGCUCAACUGUGUAAACACCCUCCUCAAUCUGCAUAAUUCCUCUUAUCAUACUCAGUUUCAUCCCAUUGUUGGUAAUUGUAUUUUUCAUUAUUCACACCACAGUAAAAUCUAAAAACCUAGAAACCUGGCAGAGCCACUAUUUCUUAUGCUCUUUUUAAUUUAUCUCUGCUAUUGUUAGAGUUGUAUGCCAUAAUUGUAGCACAUUAAAAUGUCAUGCAACCCCCAGCCACAAAUGGCCUAUUGCAUCAUUUUUGUUCAUUGUAACUGAAAUUAAUGUUAGCUUAAAACGGGCAGUUCAGGGAGUUCAGGGGUUGUCGUAGACAGGCGGUUAUGGGCGGUUCAGGGGCGAAUGGGUUAAGAACUCAGGGCUGUGCUCUAGCAGAGCCCGGUGGUCCCUGGGGCCUAACUUUUGCUCUCGGACGACUAGGAAAUCUUAGUUUUUUCAUACAAAUCAUAUGCUGGGCACCCUUGAUUUUACAGUUUCAGAGCACUGGGCUCCCCUCAAUUUUCCUUAGAACACAGCCUUGGAACUGUAUUGUGCUUACUUUAUUAACAUUUUUCUUUUACAGAAAGUUACUAUUCAGAAGUGUUUCAGAUUAGGGGAAAAGGGGUAAGUGUUGACAUGGUUUACUUUAGACUGUAUUCAAAUAGGGGGUGCCCUGUGUGAAGUAUUUCUCGUUGACUUAAAUGCAAGUGCAACAAGGCAAUCUGUUCUUGCUCAAGAAAAGUGCACCUUAAAUACCUACUAUUGUUUGUAGAUAAGUUUUCCUUUUGACAGUUUAAUGCUUAGAGAGUUUGUGAAUUUAAAAAAUUAUUUGUCAAUUUUUCCCUGAUAAAGAAAUUUAGUGUGCUGGACUUUCAAUUCGGAGGCCCUGAGGUCAAGUCCCACCCUGAUCGCUAGCUUAUUUGUUCUUGGUAGUCGCGAGUUUAAAUCCUUGACCAUGUUUGUUAAAUAGCCAACUGGUUCACCUUCUACCAGUUGGCACUCUAACUAUGUUAUGUUCCUGCAUUUAAAAUUAUUCAUUUCAUUAUUCCUGAAAAGCCUCAUAAGGGAGGAGGAUAAUUAAAGUAUUAUUAUUAUUAUCAUUAUCAUUAUCAUUAUCAUUAUCAUUAUCAUUAUCAUUAUCAUUAUCAUUAUCAUUAUCAUUAUCAUGAUGAUGUUCAAGUUUCACAGUACGUGCAAGUUAUUGCUGUACUGGGCAGGAAAUCCACUAGGCAGAGUACAACCAGUCCUCUAAGCUUAGCAAAUAAAAAAUCUUUGCAAGAUAUGUGCAGAGGCAAGAACAGCAGGCAAGCUGUAGCUUUGGCACUCAGUCUCAAUGGACUGGAGCCUUAUAGAAGUUGCCCUUUUUUCAUUCCAGCGAUCCAACAAUGAUUGGAAUAACUGUUACACGCUUCUGCCAUAACCUGGAGAGUUCUAUGGCCAAGUCUUUACUAUUUUUAGUACUAUUAUUAUUAUCAUCAUAACAUUGUUUUAUUAUUUAUAUUCUUGUAGGCUCUGGUGGCUUUUUAAGAACUGUAAAAAGCUCUGUUACAUCAAUUUGGAAGGAAAGCAAAGCCUCAAAGGACAGGUAUGACUGCAUUACAUUCCUCUGCGUUGCAAUCUUUAAUCUUUUUAUAUUAAUUUAUAUUAGGCAUUCUUUAGAGCUUAGAGCAAUUAUUGAUCAAGAACUAUACAAAUAGACUUUAUUAUUAUUAUUAUUAUCGUGUUACACAUCUCUGUAAAUAUUCUGUUUAAAUUAUCUUACUGAAUCUGGCUUCCUGGCUUUUUCUAUACCACUUUUUUAAUUAAUAAAUAUUAAUAUAAUAACUUGUAAAAUGACUUACAUAUCUUGUUUUGGUUACAGUAAAUAAUAAAAUUGUUUUUGUUGUUCUUGAUAAUUUAGAGUAAUAAAGUAUGCUCCAAAUUUUAUUUCAUUACAUACUGAAAAACAAACAAUACCAUGUGAAAGCAGUGCAUAAAAGGUUCUAUUUGAAUGGUCACAUCAUUGGAUUUCAUCCACAGACUCAAAAGUAAGAACUGUCUUCACAUCUUUAAAGUUGAAUGUGGGUGUCACCAUAUCCCCAGUUAACAUCACUGUUGCCAUCAUUUUAUUUUACUGACAAAUUAACAACAAACCUGAGGUGAUUUUUCCUUCUUCUGCUGCCAUCUUAGGGCUGAGUAAUCUGCUCCAUAUUAAAUUUAUUUGUUGUGAUCGUAGUGUUUCUUUAUGCUUCCACCAACAUGUAAGAGUUUGCAUCUGAAGGAUUGUACUCAGGUGAGGUGUAUAAUUUGUCCUUUUAUAUGGUGAAAAGUGCCCUCUUUCAAAAGAGCAAAAUUUUGAUACUUACACACAAAGAAAGGGUCGCUAUAAGAUCCUGGAAAACUCCCCCUGCUCCCCACCUUCCCCUACCUUUACCCAUUUUUAACACUAACUUCUUACUUAUGGCAAAAUGUUGGUUUUGGGGAGGGGUUUGUGUUAAGGUAUUUUCCCAGAAUCUUAUACUGAUACAAAAAGUCUAGUAGCAAAUCAGAGCUCUCACUAGAAACAUGCAUUAGAAGUCAGCUAGCCAAAAUAAUAGAUUAUUGCUUUUAAUAUUAUGCUUAAAUUGCCACAAUAAAAGAAUUAAUUACUAGAAGCAAGAGUGACCAAUUUUUUCAGAGACCUAAUUUGUUUUCUUAAAUCAAAAGAUUUGUUUCAGCCCUGAAUUUGAAGUCAUUCUAGUUUUAAAAAAGUCUCAUUAAUAGCAUCUCAGUUGGCUUUCUCUUUUAAGACUAAAAACGGUGAAAUUUCUCAGGUCAGUUUUCAGUUUUUUUGGCUCAAAUCAUUCUCAGGUUUCUCUGCAAGUGGUUGAAUCAGACAUUGGGUCUGUAGGGUUAAACUGGCACUUUAGGGUUGAAGCAGAUCUUUUGCUGGAAUUUACAGUGUGCUCAUGUGAUUACUUAGCUCAUUUCCUCACUGGCUUAGAACCCAUGUAGUUUCUUAAAAAGCCAUAGUCCUUUCAUGCAAUUCCUCUCUAAUUUUUUCUUCCGAAUGGUGGAGAAAGUAGAGCAAAAUGUUUCAGCCAAUCACAACUAUGUAUUUUAAAACCAAUGUAUUUACGUCAUUGCUUUCCACUCGUCAUCACAAGACCUUUUUUCUCUCCAGCCUUAACCUGCCCUGAUUUAUCUUUAGUUAACGGAUAGAGGUAUGGGUUACAUUGGCGAUAAAUGUAAAGAUCUGAAAGCUAUCAAUAUCUCAGGAUGUAUAACGCUGACAGAUGAGGGCAUACUACAGCUCACUCAGGUUAGUAAAAUUAACGGUGCUAUUCAUGAAUUAUUACUCAGUAAUUAUUACUCACUCUAUAGUAAAUGUAAUUUAGGAAUCAAGCAGAGGUGAGAAUGUGCCAGGGUCGACCCAUCCCAGUUUUCAUUUGUAUAUUGGCUUUGUUGUUGGUUUUCUCUCUUGAAGCCCAGAGGCUUUCUUUGGAACCUGAUACUUUGGUUUUCUGCUCUUCUCAAAACAUAUACAUAUGUACUUCCAAAACUCCAUUUUGAUUUGGAAAACACAAACACAUUGCUAAAAAGGUCUUUAGUCGGCUAAGCUAUUUAUAUACCUACCCUCUUCAAAUAAAAAGCUGACUGACUGACUGACUGACUCAUUGACUGACUGACUGACUCAUUGACUUGCUGGCUGACUCACUGACUAACGUAAGGUAGUCAGUCUAUCACAGAAUUAGGCGACACAUCCCAUUUAAAUGCUCGAUGACAAUAAUAUUAGUCUAUUUGGCCGACUUACCCAGUUUCUUUUUACAGAAGUGCUGUAUGAUUGAAUCAUUGCAGUUUUCUCAGGCCGGAAAUAAUGGUAAAUAAUGGCAAUCACUUUCAAAUCAGAAUUAAAAUCCAGGGGCUCUUUAGUUUAGUUUUUUGUUUUUGUUGUAAUUGGAAAGAUUAUUUAUGCAAUGGAUAAGAGAUGGUUGCGAUCAAUUGUUAGAUCCUUUUAGCCGAGAUUAUUUCCAGUGAGUUUAAUCAGCUUUUUAUUGGUCGCAUUUUUUUGUAUUUAUGAGUUGACUCAUGGAAGCCUCCUACUUUUAAUAGUUACUGUCCAUGGAAUACGUGGUAUUGAAAAUUUGUCACUGCUGGUGAGUACAAACCUAAUUACGAUAUCGACUAAAAUCCGCAAACACGGCAGCCUGCCAAAGUUAAAUUACUCUUUUUUAGUCUCACUGCUCAUCCGUCACAAUGUCUUUCAGUAAGAGGCAGCGUGCUGAUUCUUCGGAUUCGCGAGUUUUCGCCACCUGCAUUAUAGGGACAACAAAACAAUUUUUCACAGAGGGGGAGUCACGGGCAUCCCAGCCCCCCCUUCAGGUACGCCCCUUCAGUUCACGUCCUACUAUUUCACUUGUGGGCACCACAGAGGCAUGUUGAAACACAGUCAUCUCAAGCUCUCUAGUUUUACUCCUUUCAAUGAAGGUUAAGACAGGAUCGUGCAUCAAUGAAGGUUAAGACAGGAUCGUGCAUCAAACAGUAGAUCUAUGACCAAUCAGAUUGUACCAAGGAUUUUAGUUUAUAACACGACUUUAAUAUUCACCUUUUUGAAGCAAGGUAGGAACUAUGAUGUUGCAUUGUAUUCCCUUCGUUUAGAAAGACUUGGAUCUGUCUAAGAAUGCUGUGGUUAAUGAUGAGCUGUUGUAUAGGAUCGGAAGAAACUGUAUUCAUUUAAGGUAAGUCUGCUGCUUCUUGCUGUGAGAGCAUUACGAAGAGGCUACAAUAAAACCCUGCAACUGAGAACCUGGAUUUUUCCAAGUUAGCCUAACAGGUUCUUGUAUAAAUGGUAGUUGGCACACCUUUAGGCUAUGUAGGUUCUUAAAUAGGUUCUUAGUUUCCAAAGAAAAAAAAUACAAUGUAGCUAAGAGUAUUUGGUGGUUCAGUUGACAUAUCUUAUAUUUGUCUAAGUGUGCACAAGUUUUUCAUAGAUUUUAGAAAAUAAGAACCUGUUUCAAAUUUUAGGCUAAAAAGGUUCUUAAACAAAGGGGGCUUAACUGGCAAAUUUUAGCCUAACAGGUUCUUAAAAUCCAGGUUCUUAGUUGCGGGGUUUUACUGUAUCCAGAAGAAACAUUUUGUAAUUGUGUGGCUCCUGGACAUAUUAUGCUCCAUUUACACCAACUAAUAAACACGUAUUUUAAACCAUUUUAUCUGGACUCUCAUAUGUAUUCAUUUCAGACUGACCAGCGGCCAGUUGCGUAGAAACUCGCGUCUGGCCUUACUGCUAACCUCUGGCUUAAAAUAAGGAGUUUUACAGCCUUUUCCAGGCGUUCAGAUAAUGAGGACCGCGGAAAGAGUAGUGAAUAGGGAAAAAAAUGGGGGGUGGUUCACUUUAUGAACGCCUGGACCAGGCUAAGAGUUUUUGUUGCGCUGAAGGAGGAGCGUUAGUUAUUACCUGCGACGUCAAGAAAUAUGCAAGUAACCUCUGAAUAUAAUCAUCAUCACUUACUGAAUUUACUCUUCGUUACGAAGUCGGUCCAGCCAUCAAGUAGGUUCCCAUGCAGGCGAUUUUAGGGGAGACGCCUGCUUGGGAUGCUAACCAUCGAGUGAGAUGUUCGGAAAUAUUGUCAUUGAUACAACGUUUCCAGGCAGUGGUCCGGAAGCCUAGCUUUUUUGACAUAAGUAAACUCAAGAAAAUAACGAAAGAGCUCACAACUGCAAGAAUAAGCUAAAAUACCAAUAAUUGUUAAUUAACAAAUUAUCUUCUCUCAACUUUUCAGAUCUCUUAAUCUUGACUCGUGUCACGGGGGAGUAACAGAUACAGGAUUACAGUGUUUAGUAUCAUGUUAUCAGCUUUCCUCUCUUGUUAUUAGCUACUUAGACAAGGUUGGUUCUCUUUACCACGUAUUGUUUAUUUAAGGGUUUUUUCCCAGCGGUAAUAGAAUCAAGUAGUUAACACUAAGCGAUGGUGCUUCUUUUAUUUUUUACUUGCUGCUUGUUGGCUUUUAAGGGCUGAUAACUUGUGUCUUCUGCAAGUUACCAAUAUGCCAUGAUUUCCGUUUCUUUUAAUGUUGAUCAGUUUCAGUCUGGGUGAAACUUUUCUGCGAGCUGCGAUUUUCUGUUAUAGUUUUCCGUGAACUGAAAAUUAGGUUCAAACUGCCAAAGACUGCGACUUGGUGGUUCCCUAGCUGGACGCAUCGAAAUAAUACCAGACUCUGCUUCCGCACCCUCUAACCCCACCCCACCCCUCCCACUUACCAACCCAAGCCCUGUUAAAAAACAACAACUAGCCGGACUUAUUCACUGAUAAUAAAACAUCCUAACUGUUUUCAGGUAACUGAUGAGGGCCUGGUACCCCUGUCUGCUAAUGGCUCGCUGGAAAUGUUAGAGGCUCGUGCAUGCACUGCACUCACUGAUAAAUGUAAGGCAGAUAUAUCAGCUUUUUAACUUAUAUCAGUAGCUUGCGAUCCACAUCCGCCUUGCGCUUGCCUUCGCUUGCCUGAAAAACGCGAGAAAACAACUCUUGUUCUGCAAUCUUCCAAUACAGUGGAGACUCGCUAUGAUGCCCACUUUAUAAGCUAACGUAGAAUCGUUAUUGCCAAAUUCUCAAUACUAUCCUGGGUGCCUGCUUCGGCCGACACGGAAGUAUUUCGCCUCACGCGAAAAAAAAAGAAUCUCUGUUGCCCAGGGUAUCUCAAGUUUUAUUUUUUGCAAAUUCUGAACGUUCGACUCUGGUUCCAGAUUUUAUUUUACUAGGAACCGGUAUUUUAAAAAAAUAAUUAUAAAUAAACAGAUAAGUACAAAAGUGCGAGAGAGUUUUUUACUUCCAGUUAACACUACGAUUUCAUCCACAAACACAGGAUCCAGUUACACUGAAUCUAAGUUUCAUUAUAGAACUGAACUGCAAUAGCUCCUUUUAUAUUAAAAAGCUGUUGCCUGGUUGUUGUUUUUUUUAUAGCGAUUGAGUGUCUAUUAAAACACUGUCAUGACUUGGCCGCAGUGGAUGUCAGUGGCUGUUCUAGCAUUACGAAUGUCUCUCUUGAAUUGUUAACACGGUACUGUUCAUUGGAGGAUCGACCCUUUCUGAUCUGCACUCUUGGAGGUAACAACUAAGCUCUACUUGAACUUUUACAGCAACUCUUGUCUUAAUUUUUAAUCUCGAGGUUGAUAUGGCAUCUCAUAUUAUCAUCCUAGGUAGAGUUUACGUUGCAUGUAAUUUUUACUUUCAUAUUUUGUAAGUGGUUGGUGUGUUGCCUAACCGGCUUUUACCAACCUAAUCGAUGAUGAUGAGUUUAGUUUUUGUUUUCGCCUCUCUUUGAAGGGUUUCGAAAUAGGCAGCAUUAUUAGCUCAGUCGGUAAAGCGCUUGAUUGCAGAGUCAGAGGUCGCGGGUUCGAUUCCCAGGACCGGACCAACACUCAAGGUCUUAAAAUAAUUGAGAAAUGAGAGUACUGCCUUUGCCCUGCAAACGGCUAAACCUUCGCGUGGCUCGGAUGACCACGGCAAGUGGUGGUCUCGUCUCCCAGCCGGGAGUAGACGGAAAAAUAGUUUCCUCAAUUAAUACUAAAGAAAUUUUUUUUAUGACUAAAGAGAAAGUAAGCGUUUACCGAUUUCUUUCAUCAGAAGAGAGCUCGGACUCGACUAAGAUUUGAAGCCGGUUACCCUCACUAACAUAAUAAAUAAACUGUCGAAUAACCCUUUAGGUACAGCUAUUGAUGGCGAGGAAAUAUCCCGAGUACAGCAGACCUUACAGCGCUGUCAACUGAGUAGCAGUGAUUACUCCAUUAGCGAGAGGUUUGAUGCCGUCCCAACACACGGUUCAGGUAGGUCAGUUACAGUGCAAAUGUUUUCUGACCCCGGGGGGGUACUUUAGGAAUUUCUGGGUGGGGAUGUGCCGCUGGGACCUUGGAACCCUUAACCUAUACCAGGGCUAAUUCAGCUGAAUUUUGCUAUCCCUAUACUAGAGUAAACUCCCCAAAUCCCCCCUAUCGUACUAGUACAGUCUAGCCAAAACAAAACCUUACACCAAAAUCCCUAGUCUAGAUAGAAUCUUCAACCAACUGAUCAGUUUCCUGAAAGAUGAUACCCUAUUCUAGACUCAAACGCUCUGAUUUAUAUGCCCUAUCCUAGAGUAAACUGCUUGAAAACCAUACCCUUCACAGCGGCACAUGCCUAUAUAGCCCAUAUAUGGCAGUACCCCCCUCCCCCGGGCCUGACAUACCGCUGUCAAACUUCGGAGGCAUUAUUUGUUUAAUUCAGAGGGAUUUCCUAUCAUUAAGUGAAAACAUGGGCAAAGAUGCAAAAAAUGAUUAGUUAACGUAACUUUCUUUGCUUCUUUCUCAAUAUAAUAUUCGCUGAAAAUCACUUUGCACUCAUGCAAAAUUACAUUGGCAAAGAGGGCCGAUAAUUCUGCACUUUCCGUUUUCAAACACUUAAAACGUUUUUGUAGUUAAACUUUCAAUGUGCAUGGGUUCAAAACCUUUAACAGUAUAUGGAUACCGCUAUCAGGUGCCUUCUAUAGCGAGGAUGAAGACGAUGAUGACGAGUUUGAUGAGUAUGAUAAUUUCGCUGAUGAAGAUGAAGAACAUUUCAUAACGUAGUUGAUGAAGACGAGACUUGGAUGGCCGAAGACUCGUUGUGGUGGCGGCCCGACGAUGGUGAUGCCAUUGAUUUCCUGGAGGCUGAUUAUCCCUCCUUGCUGGAAGAACAGAUGUACAGAUCAUAAUGGGUUGAAAUCCAAAGAGAAAGAUCUCGCCUGGAGCAAGUUCCGCUUGCAAUUAAAGUCGUUACUGCCAGACCUGACACAAAGCCAUAAGAUUGUGUGAUGUGGACGCGACUCUGUCAGAGAUGUGCGUGAGGCAAAACUAAGACUUUCACUUUCUGGGUUCAGAGGUUCGGAGAAAUACGUCUCAUCUCCUUGACAAUGUUUGCAAAAAACGGGAAGUUUUCGUGGCAUUGCUUGCAGUUAUUGUUUCCUUCCAGAGCGUGACACGGUUAUGGUUUGGCGUGAGUUCGAGCGUUGCUGAAAACUCUAUUUACUUUAAUCUCCAAUGAGAAAAAUGACCAAAUAUCAUUCGCCCGACUCUUAACAAAUGUGUGACGUUUAUUGAGUGACAUUCUUUCGAAGUCAUGAGACAAGUGAAGUGAAGGACUGCUUCCGCAAUACCCUCAAGAAACUUUACACACAAAAGCUUGGUUUGCAUGCUCUUGCGUGACAUGAGUACCAACCUCACGUAAUUUGCGUACUUAAAAACUUAAUUUGAGUGAAGCGUUUGGUGAAUGCUCUCAAAUAUAUUCCGUUACUACUUGAUCACGAUCUGUUGCCUGACUCGUUUUGAGAAUUGUGGAAUGUCCCGUGUAUAAAAUUGAACUGCCGAUACAAAGUACGAUGGAACAACGGAAAGACCAUGUCCCGGUAACCGUGAAGAAUUUUCGUAUUCUUGCGAAGCCAUUAGACAGAUGGGGUGAUGACAGCCUGGCUGUUACGAUUAAAUAACAACACUCUCGAGAAAGCUGGGUUUAUUUCCGUAUGUUUUUGUUUCCUUUCGAUAUGCUG